Molecule: messenger RNA, 2758 nt
Organism: Chara braunii
Lineage: Eukaryota; Viridiplantae; Streptophyta; Charophyceae; Charales; Characeae
Source: the annotation of a GenBank genome assembly
GCUUGCGAGGAGAAAGUUCAGCACGACGUCACGUGCAAGGUCGCCUGUCGACGUCGAAUUCAUGGCAGACAUGCAGAGGAGAUUGCCUCUGCUGCUUCUCGUUGUGGUCGUCUUCCUCUUUGUCGUCUUCCUCCACUUGUGCUUGUCGUGCCGGCCGUGGAAGCAACGUCACAAGCGCAGGGCGUCAACGAAAGGCGGUGUGCUUCAAGAGGGACGUCCCAUGGCGGGCAUGCAGGCACGCGUCGUUCCGCCUGCAGGUGAGGGCGGAAGAAAACCUGCGACGACGGAGCCUUCACUGCGGUACGACCCCUCCAUGUACAGCCAUCUGCCGUCGUGGGAGACGCCGCUGCCUCCCUCAGGUGAGGAGCCGGAGGGGGACGAACUUCCAACGUUUCCUCUCGGCAGCGGGUCGACGCAGCUGUUGUCGCAGACGGUGCUCGCAGGUGGGUUGGCAAGCAACGGACUCAGCGAGUACACGACACUCCCGCAGCAGGGCUUGGGAGACGACGACGGCGGGGAAGUUGAUCUCCGGUUCGGGUUGUGUUCUGGCGGCGGUAGGGAGGCGAGCCGCACGUUCAUCAUCGACGCCGAUCCUUCACCACGCCGGCAGCAUGGAUCGAGUGCACCGUCCGGCGAUCCAUUGACAAGCACCUGCCCCGCACGCAAUGGAGUAGCAGUCGGGUCCCUGCGCAUCGGCGGUACACUUCAUUCGAUGCCCAAAACCACAACGCCGCCCCAACCCGACCUCAGGGACGACGACACGUGCAGACCAGCGGUGCGUCCAGCACCCAGUGUGGAGAACAUCACACGAGGAGUGUCAAACAUGCGGGCACACAGCGAUGACGGCGACGACGAUGGUGGUGGUGGUGGCGAUGCAGACGAACGAUUCGGGGAGGACGUGGAGGCAGGGGACGACGACGACGACAUUCUUAUUCGGCCUUUGGAGAAGACGGGUGGGAGGGGUAGAGGACGCAGCAGGGGCGCUGCUCGUGGUCGAUCCGUUGGCCGUGGGGACAGAGGUGGCGUCAGCGAUGACGGCGGGAAGUCUGAGACGUACUGGUCCCCGAAAGAGCAAAUCCAACAGGUGAGAUGCAAGCAGGAGCAAGAGAUGCACCUCGCCGGUCUCGGUCACAAUUACGGGCGGAUGCGGACCAAGGAGUGGAAGUGGGAAGAUAUUAUCAAGCGCAUGGCGAACGCGGGGAGGCCUAAAGACGCGGAGGACUGCAUGAAGAAGUGGGACAAUAUCUUCCAAAACUACAAGAAGAUACAGAGGUUUCAGAAUGCGAGUAGACGGCCAGAUUUCUUCCGGCUAUCGAAUGAAGAAAGGAAGGAGCACAACUUCAAGUUUCGGAUGGAAAGGAUGCUAUACAACGAGAUCCACAUAGGCAUGGUUGGCAACCACACAAUUUUCCCUCCCAACAUCGCCGACACCGGAAGUCCGGACGGGGUGCAUCUUCCCAGGCGAGGAGCGGGUGCUGGGGAGUCUUUUGGUAGUGAGGGCGCUGGUGAAGGCCUCCCUGAAGAACGUUCUACUACGAGGGACUCCGACAACAACGCAGCCAGCGGGGCUGGAGGCGGUAAGCAGAAGAAUGCGCGUCAACAGGCGUUGGAGUCGAUUGCUGAUGUCAUAGACCGCCAUGGCGAAUUGAUGUUGUCGAUGAUCGAAUCAUCUAGCAAGUGGCAAUGCAGCAUAUUCACGAGGCAAUGCGACAUACUUGAGCAGGAAGUUGCAGUCCAGAAAGUGCACUACGCGGCAUCCGAUGAGACGCAGAGGAUGAUGUGCCACUCGCUUAUGGAGAUCGCUGCCGCCAUCCGUGAGAAGGCUCUCGUCGUCGACCUUGGCGGCGAUGAUGACGAGCCCUUGGAGAGACGUCGCAUUCGCAUUCGUACGACGGCGAUCCCACCGCAAGAGGUGGUCAUGCGCGUUGCUGCAAAUGAAAGGCCAGUCUCGGGUAGGCUGCCCGCCACACCGUCUCAGCCACGUCAGCGCAACGACACUGGUGAUGGAGGGUCCGUCCAACGUGGUGGCGGGGGGGAAGUCGUGGCAGACGUGCGCGCAGUUGGCGCCCAGGAGGCAGGUGCUGCGGGGGCGGGCGGUUCAGGAACUGUGGCCGCCGUUGCGACGGGGAGGGAUGAGGCAGUAGUUGCGGCGACGGCGAGAGAGGAGGCGCGUGGCGAGAGGAAAGGCGAUCAGGAGGCAGGCGAGCCCGUGGAGAACGUUGCUCUACGCAUCUUGCACGGAUGGGUAUUCAAGUCCGGAAAUCGGCCAAGGGGAUACCAUGUGGCUUUCCAGUACUCGCUGGAAUCCUUUGCGACGGACAUUGCGCGUGCCAUGUGGUACGGCGAGGAGUGGUGCGAGGUUGUCAGUCCGACGAUUUGCGCGCACACGAUAGAUCUGUCCAUGGACCUACCGCUUUGGUUCGCCGGCGCCAACAUCGAGGACAGACCAGAGGACGACGACAUGGCGGCGCACCAGGAGUCCACCGUCAUCCGCGUCGCGUAUGCAUUCCGCGCGGCCGUGCAAAUGGGGGCACUCAUCAACGGCGAGUUCAUCUCGCACGAUUGUCUUUCUCGGGUGGCUGAUUGCUUCAGGCUGUUGCUGGCGGCGUGCAUGUGGAUAAUGCGCAUGGCGGGAGACGAUCCGCGCAGCCACUACGAGGCUUUCUACUUCGCGGACCUCGUGGCGAAACCCACACUCGUCGCGGCUAUGCAUCGCUCCUUCGAUCAUUGACGAUCCGUCGUCCGCGCCGCGAAAGUC